CGGUGGCACCCCUACCCUGUUCUCCCAUCGCUUUGACAAUGGUGCCGUCAGGGGAUGAGAUCUCCUUCGCAGUCUGAACAACAUCUCAGCAGAAAAUCCCGCUGGGGGUGUACGGGGUCCCUCCACGAAAGCUGACAUCCGAGGGGAAGAUUCUGGAAGAGCAGAUCCUUACCUCCUUCGACCCCAUCCUGGUCAAGCUCGAGGAGAAAACAAAACUCAGUGAAGGCCUAACCUGGAGGGCGUGGAACACGGUCACAGUGCUCCCGUACAAUGUGCUGAACGGAAGAUCCAGCACGACUAAUAUCAUCGCGGACUCCCUAGCCGAUAUCAUUAGAACCCACCUCUUGACCUCAAAGACCUCAUUGCAAGACGAGGCCACCCCCAUUGAGGUGGAUGUGGGGGUGGAAGAAGAAGACAUGGAGAGCGAAGAAGAAGAGGAUCUGGUCUUGGGCGACAAGUUCUCCCCAGGAGGAGGCAACGAACGACCACAGCUGUCGACAGAGAGCAGCGCAGGAGAAUACAGCCUGGGCUCCGCAACAGCGAAGGAGGACAGCAGGGACUCGGACACCGAGAGCAGCAAGACUGAGGUGGCAGUGGACUGAAUAACUCACCUCAAAGACUAUUAAAACCCAAUCCACACAACAAUACACACAAGCAGCACCCAAGUAAGAAAGACAACCAAGGAAGAAAAAGAGGAAGGAAAAAAAAAUUAAAAAAAAAUGGAAACAAGGUGAAAAAAAAUGAAACAAAACCGUUCCUCCUCUCUGGCUGCAAAGUGCUGGACGGGUUCGGUUUGAUGCUGGUGACAGCAGUUGGGAUGCGAACUGAGUGGGGGCAAGUAAUGUCAACCCUUAGUGAAGACAAUGAUGAGAUGACGCCACUGCAGGUUGGGUGCUUGACUUUUUUGAGUUCUUGGUAGGUGGGUGCGUGGGGGGGAGGGCCCCAACCAUCUCCUCAAAAUUGGAACAGAAAACUUGAGCAGUUAAUAAGUUGCAAACUUAGAAAACCAAAAGCUACAAAGUGAAAAAGAAAGACUAGGAUCACCGCAUGACCAUGACUGUAGUGUACUUGGGGAGCAUCACCCCAGUUCACCUUCCAUCAUCAGGUAAACUGAAUAAGACCGGUGCGAUGAACCGCUCAGUUCAUCACCAAUGAGUGCACAUGAUCACACCACAUGAAUGUAUAAGAUUACACGAGAUUCACACUGAAGGCCAGAGAGAUGGAGACCAAGUAGCGCAGCUUUAGAGUUCCAACAAGAUAUAACAAGAGCAAUAAAGUUCAAGUCACCAGCGCUCAUCAGUGCAUACUAAAGGUAACCAGUAAACAGCAUAAGCUCUC
This is a messenger RNA of Chara braunii, 1338 nucleotides long. The record is from the annotation of a GenBank genome assembly. NCBI's taxonomy places the organism in Eukaryota, Viridiplantae, Streptophyta, Charophyceae, Charales, Characeae.